UGAAGGAAGGAUGGAAUGGAAUGGAUGGAAAGAUAGGUCAGAGACUGUGAGGUCUUCUCGUAUUUGCCUGCAUGGAUCCGGUGGUACUGGAUGGAGGCUGUGCUUGCCCUAGCAGACUGGGCAGGCCACUGUCAAGGUCGGCUGCGUUUGGGUGACAUGCGCCAAAAGCUCACCUAAAGAGCCGCCUAAGACCACCUCACCUAGGUACCUAACCGAAACAGACAGCCCGUUGGUCGCGGCCACAUUGAUCCGGACGUGUCUAGACCAUGCUCGAAGCUGGGUUAGGUUUACCAGUGGAGGACUUGCGAUUUUUUUUUAAGGUUGCCCGUGCCGAUAUGGAACUUCAGUCAGAAAGCCACAUAAUAGAGCCAGCGUUUCGUCUCAGUAGAUGUCACUAACCGAUUCGACUACGAGCCUGUCUAUGCCAGUUUUUGGGGCGAUCUAUUGUUUCUGUUUCUGCAUGGUCCCCUGAAUGAUACAUAAGAAUUGUUUUUAUACCGGUAUGCAGGUGCGCUGUUGUUCCCGGCAGGGAGACGCGAGUUGGGCAUGUAUUUACCGACCAUACUGGUAUGAUGAAUGAGACAUUCCCGACUCCUCCACUUCGAAUUGGUUCCUUCAUAAACCCUUUUUUGGCUCACCUUAAUCUACUCAACGGUACUCUGUACUCUUCACAGCUUUCAAAUCAACUGGCUAUAUCAUCCAUCUCGAAUGGGUCUCCCACCCCUGUCAACCGACCCUCUAGGAGUCGUCGUCAUCACCCUUCUGCACUCAACUGCUCAUAUGGAGACAAACACAUGUCAGUAAACGCCUAUCCGUACAGAGUAUGUAAACGCCAUCAACAAACGGCUCCCUCCAGGUCCUGGCCCAUUACUAUGACAUAGCUCAUCUUCAGGGUCUUGUCAACGAAAUUGCAAUAUUGUCUCCAUCAAGUGAUUAUCCACUCUAUCAUUGUCUGGGGGAUCAAAGACGGAGCAAUAAAUGGGAGGCUGGCGUCGUCCGAUGGGGAAACGGGCAUCACGCAUGGAUGCAUGGGAUGUCCCCUAAAAAGAUACGUUCCCAUUCAAAAAUAGCAUCGACCCACCAAAGAACCUGAUCCCCCCGGAACGCCAUGCCAAAAACUCCCCGUCUUCCCGGAUCGCCAAUCAUACCUGGAGGAAGAUAUCUACCUAUUCUUUCGCUCUUGGGCUUUUUAUCCGUCUCCAUUGUCGUCAUGCUAUUGCUUCCCAGAUGAUCUUAUAGCCAUGAGAAACCCACCUUCUACGACAUGUUGUCAAGGUUAUCUCUUCUUCUCAAUUUACAGCAUCAUGCUAGACCUCCAUCUCCCCCCCCCACGUACUAAAACGACAACUGUCUGAGAAUCGUGGUAGUGUUCCUAAGGCCUCUGCCCCUGUGGCCCUACUUGGUUCCGUGUGGAGGUGUGCCCUGUCAUCAAGUUCCUCCUUGCUUAUUGCAAAUACUGUAUCGCCAACCUCGCUUCCUAUAAACGAAGUCUCAUCCACCACUCAGAUCCUUUCUCGUGGUCUCAUCUGUUGAUUUGUUUCAUAUCGAGAGUCGGGCAGUAACGUGUCGUUGAAUGUUACGUCACUCUAGCUGGAUCCUUUUGUCGAUCUGUGUGAGGCUGUGUCGGGAAUCAUGGGGAUGCUUAAUAUCAGCCCAACUAAUCCUUUUCUUCGACCCCUAUCUCCUAGCCAUAGCCUUCCAGGUCAUACCCACAAGAAGCAGGGCUAAGCAAGUACUAGAUGGGCACGCGUAGGAAGAGUGAACCAGCUCAGUCUACCGUCUGUCAUGAGGUUAUUCGGACUAAGCCAUACACAGGAUAGUCAAGUGGUCUCAACGGAGAAGCAGAGACACC
This is a messenger RNA of Fusarium verticillioides 7600, 1852 nucleotides long. RefSeq lists its product as hypothetical. The transcript is spliced from 2 exons. The record is from RefSeq and is a predicted model, not a curated record. Bases 570 to 881 code for a protein of 103 amino acids. Lineage: Eukaryota; Fungi; Ascomycota; Sordariomycetes; Hypocreales; Nectriaceae.